Messenger RNA from Sphaeroforma arctica JP610, 223 nucleotides. RefSeq lists its product as hypothetical. Lineage: Eukaryota; Ichthyosporea; Ichthyophonida. The record is from RefSeq and is a predicted model, not a curated record. The transcript has a single exon. The annotation marks the transcript as partial.
UGGCAGCAGGUUCCGCAUGACCAACGGCUACACCCAUCAGAGCCGUCAAAACCUACGGCUGAGGGGCAAGUUCAGAAGUGGUGACGAAAUAAGUAAAGUUAGUGGUGACAAAAUAAGCAAGAGAAGUAGCACCGGCAAUAGGCGCCGCAGUUUGAGCUUUGAUUUGUUCACUAUGGUCGAGGCUGAGGACGAUACUUAUCACGCAGGUAAUUGCAGGGAAUGA